Lasiodiplodia theobromae is the source of this 1971-nucleotide messenger RNA. Its product is annotated as THO complex subunit THOC1. The record is from RefSeq and is a predicted model, not a curated record. The transcript has 7 exons. Bases 1 to 1971 code for a protein of 656 amino acids. Lineage: Eukaryota; Fungi; Ascomycota; Dothideomycetes; Botryosphaeriales; Botryosphaeriaceae. Gene Ontology annotation, cellular component: THO complex part of transcription export complex. Gene Ontology annotation, biological process: regulation of DNA-templated transcription elongation; mRNA export from nucleus.
AUGGCGUUUCCUGCUGUAGACUCAGUCGAGGCCGUGACCCGGCGGUUCAAGGAGCUCCUUGAGAAGGCUCGAAAGGUCAAGCCCAGCGAUUCUAUCGAGCCGCAGAUCUCCGCCACCGAUCUACUGGACGGCGAAUCGCUGCUCUUGAGUGAAAAUAUCCAGAAUCAGGUGUCUCACAACACCGUUGCAGAAAUUGCCGCAAAGAAUCUCUUGCACCACCUCGUGGCGACCACCACCAUCGAUGAUCCUUCGUUUGUCCAAGUCUGGAAUCUCCUUGACGUAGUCUUGACAUGCAGCGAGCGCAACCAGUGUGACGGCUUGCUCAUAUUCUAUCUUGCUGAAGAGCUGCUUGACAGUCAGAGCAUUGAUGGAUGCAGGCGGGUUUUCGACUACCUCGAAUCUCGGAGGGAACGCCUAGUAGCCGGUGACUUUCUCCAAAACUCAGGCGCCAGCAAGCGUAUAGUCGUGCUACGAUUCUGCAACGAAUUGCUCCGGCGGCUGUCUCGUGCGGAGGACGCAGUGUUCUGCGGACGCGUCUUCAUUUUCCUGUUUCAGACAUUCCCUCUUGGCGACAAGAGCUCGGUCAACUCACGCGGCGAGUUUCACGUCGAAAAUGCAACGGUGUUCGACGAACCCGCAUCUUCCAAGGACGAAAAGUCCGAUGGGAUGGAAUUAGAUCCCGACUCAAAGCAGGAAGUUCCAUCAAUUACGACUGAGAGCGCACCUACGGAUGAUGAUGCCAAGGCGGAACAGAAGAAGGAUAGCCGAGUACUGGACACCGAUCCGCUGUAUCCCAUCUUCUGGACCUUGCAACAAGCUUUCUCCAAUCCGCCGAAGCUGUUCUCGGACGAGUACCUUACUGAAUUCAAGAAUGGGAUCGAACAUACCAUUGCCAAAUUCAAGGAUGUCCCGAAAGUCAUGCCGACGAAGAAACAGGAUAAGAGCGACGACAAGGAAGGGCCUAAAAACGAAAGCAAGCCCGAGGGCAGGGCGGAGAGAAGAGACGAGAGUGCUGGUGUCGAAGAUGGCCGAGGGGUAAAGCGAAAGCACGACGACGCCGAGGAGGAGUUCGCAAGCCCCUAUAACCCAAAAUACCUAACGAGCCGAGACCUGUUCGAGCUAGAGCUGAGCGAUUUGGCAUUCCAGAGGCACAUCCUGGUGCAGGCGCUGGUCCUCCUUGAUUUCCUACUAUCAUUGACAGAGAAGUCGAAGGAGAAGACCCAAAAAUGGUUGUCGGCCGUGAACAAUCCGAAUCGAGCUGUUCAAUACACUUACACUCUAAGUGCUGCAGAUGCCGAAUGGGCAUCAAAGACCAGGACAGCGAUCACGACUUAUCUCCAGCUUCUCCCGGACGGCAAAUUCUAUUACCGGAUGGUGGACACGGUCCUCUCUCGCGACAAAAACUGGGUCCGUUGGAAGAUGGAGAGCUGUCCACCAAUCGCACAGCCGCCUGUUUCUCCCAGCGAGUUCCAGGAGGCCAAGACAGGAGCACAGCGUGCGUGCACGAACAAGCGGCUCAAGUCGGCCGCGCUGGGGUCGUUGAACCUGUCAUUUCUCUCUGAUGCGGCGGCGAGCAGUGGGCUGCAGGGGCUGAAGGAGUCGUCCAGGUACACUAUCCCCACGGCCGAAUCGCUGCACAGGGGAAUACAGGAGGACGAAUUAGAUUUGGAGAUGGCCAUGACGGACGAGGAUAAGCACAGGUUGCAGGAGGCUAAAGCAAGCAAAACGUGGAGGGCGCUCCGCAUUGCAUCCAAGGACAGGCUAAGCUUAUUCGACAAGAUCGACGACGGCAGGCAGCUCCAGGCGCUGUUCGAGCCCGAAGGCGGCGACGACGCGGGCAAAGACGAGCGGACGGCGACCGAGACGGCGGAGGGCAAGGUUGACGGGUCCGUGGCGGAAGCGGCAUCGCAGGUGCAGAUGCAGGAGGAACAACGGGCCGAGCAGCAAGGCAGUCAAGUGACAACACGGUGA